This is a messenger RNA of Vidua chalybeata, 2229 nucleotides long. It is a transcript of the gene CRNKL1, whose product is annotated as crooked neck pre-mRNA splicing factor 1. Gene Ontology annotation, biological process: spliceosomal complex assembly; mRNA splicing, via spliceosome. NCBI's taxonomy places the organism in Eukaryota, Metazoa, Chordata, Aves, Passeriformes, Viduidae. Gene Ontology annotation, cellular component: U2-type catalytic step 2 spliceosome; Prp19 complex; precatalytic spliceosome. The coding region runs from base 84 to 2144 and encodes 686 amino acids. The transcript has 14 exons. The record is from RefSeq and is a predicted model, not a curated record. Gene Ontology annotation, molecular function: protein binding.
GUUACCGCGGCAACGACGCUCGGGCGGUGCUGCGUGAGGUCAGGGGUGCCGGGGGUGGGGCCCGCGCGCGCAGCGGCGGAAAAAUGGCGUCUACGGCGGCUGGGAAGCAACGCAUCCCCAAAGUGGCGAAGGUGAAAAACAAGGCACCCGCCGAAGUUCAGAUCACAGCAGAGCAGCUUCUGAGAGAGGCAAAGGAGAGGGAACUCGAGCUUCUCCCACCGCCUCCGCAGCAGAAGAUCACAGAUGUUGAAGAGCUAAAUGACUAUAAACUCCGGAAGAGGAAGACUUUUGAAGAUAACAUAAGAAAGAACAGGACUGUUAUCAGUAACUGGAUAAAGUACGCACAAUGGGAGGAAAGCCUGAAGGAAAUACAGAGAGCCCGUUCCAUUUACGAGCGUGCCCUGGAUGUGGACUACAGGAACGUCACCCUCUGGCUGAAAUAUGCCGAGAUGGAGAUGAAGAACCGCCAGGUCAACCACGCCCGGAACAUCUGGGACCGGGCCAUCACCACCCUGCCCAGGGUUAACCAGUUCUGGUACAAGUACACGUACAUGGAGGAGAUGCUGGGGAAUGUCGCUGGGUCACGCCAGGUGUUUGAACGGUGGAUGGAGUGGCAGCCAGAGGAGCAAGCCUGGCAUUCCUACAUCAACUUUGAGCUCAGAUACAAGGAAGUGGACAGAGCACGAAGCAUUUAUGAGAGAUUUGUCCUUGUUCACCCCGACGUGAAGAACUGGAUCAAGUACGCGCGCUUCGAGGAGAAGCACAGCUACUUUGCCCACGCCAGGAAGGUGUAUGAGAGGGCAGUGGAGUUCUUCGGGGAGGAGCACAUGGAUGAGCACUUGUAUGUGGCGUUUGCUAAGUUUGAGGAGAACCAGAAAGAAUUUGAAAGAGUGAGGGUUAUCUACAAGUAUGCCUUGGAUAGAAUUCCAAAGCAGGAUGCCCAGAAUCUCUUCAAGAAUUAUACUGUCUUUGAGAAGAAGUUUGGAGACAGGAGGGGAAUUGAGGACAUCAUUGUCAGCAAGAGGAGAUUCCAGUAUGAGGAGGAGGUGAAGGCAAACCCCCACAACUAUGAUGCAUGGUUCGACUACCUGCGGCUGGUGGAGAGCGACACAGAAGCCGAGACCGUGCGGGAGGUAUAUGAGAGAGCCAUCGCCAACGUGCCCCCCAUCCAGGAGAAACGCCACUGGAAGAGGUACAUCUACCUCUGGAUUAACUAUGCACUCUAUGAGGAGCUGGAAGCAAAGGAUGCAGAGCGAACCAGACAGGUGUACCAGGCAUGCCUUGAGCUCCUGCCCCACAAGAAGUUUACAUUUGCUAAAAUGUGGCUUCUGUAUGCACAGUUUGAAAUUCGCCAGAAAAACCUCCCCCUUGCCAGAAGGGCUUUGGGGACAUCCAUAGGUAAAUGUCCAAAAAACAAACUGUUUAAAGGUUACAUUGAGCUGGAGUUACAGUUGCGUGAAUUUGACCGUUGCCGAAAGUUGUAUGAAAAAUUCCUGGAGUUUGCACCGGAAAACUGCACAUCCUGGAUUAAGUUUGCUGAGCUGGAGACCAUCCUUGGCGACAUCGACCGUGCCCGGGCAAUCUACGAGCUGGCUAUCGGCCAGCCCCGGCUGGACAUGCCAGAGGUGCUUUGGAAAUCCUACAUUGACUUUGAGAUUGAGCAAGAGGAGUACGAGAAAACCAGGAACCUUUACCGGCGGUUGCUGCAGCGCACACAGCACGUCAAGGUGUGGAUCAGCCUGGCACAGUUCGAGCUGUCAGCAGGGCAGGAGGACCGGCUGCAGCGCUGCCGGCAGAUCUAUGAGGAGGCCAACAAGGCCAUGCGCAGCUGCGAGGAGAAGGAAGAGAGGGUCAUGCUGCUUGAGUCCUGGAGGAGCUUCGAGGAUGAGUUUGGCACCGAUGCCGCUAAGGAGAGGAUAGAUAAACUGAUGCCUGAGAAAAUAAAGAAGAGGAGAAAGCUGCAAGCCGAAGAUGGGUCUGAUGCUGGAUGGGAGGAGUACUAUGAUUACAUUUUUCCAGAAGACACUGCCAAUCAACCCAACCUCAAACUCCUGGCUAUGGCAAAGCUCUGGAAGAAACAGCAGCAGGAGAACGAAGCUGCAGCCAUGGAUCCUGAUAAGGACAUUGAUGAAAGCCAGACUUAAUACCUUGCUUUUUCCCACCCUUUUCUUGGCCCAUUGUACAGUAUUUUCAUUGGUGAUAAAUAAAUGUAUUUGGAGAGUUUUAGUA